Symbiodinium pilosum is the source of this 711-nucleotide messenger RNA. Lineage: Eukaryota; Dinophyceae; Suessiales; Symbiodiniaceae. The record is from the annotation of a GenBank genome assembly.
AUGAAGCAUCACAGCAACGCUCGUGCCAAAACACCGAAGGCAGUCGCCCGAGGACGCAACGCGACCCCCGCUGCGCGCUUCAAGCAACGCGCGCGGCCGCAGUCGCGGCGGUGCGUUGGCAGCCAAGACAUCGCCCAGCCGUUCAGCCCGCCAGAGGACUGGCACGAGCCGGUCGGCGACGGCUCUCCCUACCGCGUGAAGGUGCAGGACCCCGGCAAGGGCUACCGCCACGUGGUGACCCCGCAGCAGGUCCGCGACCGCCUGGCCGAGCUCCCCGAGCGGUUUCUCGAAGGCCUGGAGCUUGUGCAGCUGUCGCGGGUUACCCGGAAGAAGCAGAGUUUUCCCUGCUACGGCAUGCAGUGGGGCGCCACGCUCUACCUCUACCCGCUGGAAGAGUCGCUGGUCGAGACCUUCUACUCGCCGCCGGGGCCGGACACGGUGAAUGAGUCGAAGAUGUACGGCGGCCGUUGGGCCCAGCCCGAGCCGGGCGUGUGGACCCUGACCUGGACGGAGGAGACCGUCCGCGACUACUACCUCAACAACAUCCUGAUCCACGAGCUCGGCCACCUGCUGGACGAGCGGAACUCGUCUUACACGGACCGGGAACGGUACGCCGAGUGGUUCGCCAUCCACUACGGCUACCUGGCCACCGGCGGCCGGCAGAGCCGUCGGCCACGGCAAAAGGUGCGACGCCGCCACCACGCGGGCUAA